Molecule: messenger RNA, 498 nt
Organism: Danio rerio (zebrafish)
Lineage: Eukaryota; Metazoa; Chordata; Actinopteri; Cypriniformes; Danionidae
Source: RefSeq, a predicted model, not a curated record
CGCAGCCUUAGUGUAUGCCUGUGAAUGUGUGCAUGACAGUGUGUGUGUAUAAUUUCUUUCUCUUUUUUUCUCUUCAAACUUGUAGACAACGACUAUUCAAUAAUGGCUCGUUGUCUCAAAAGCAAUUCAGCAAGAUGUAUGGUUGCUUCCCUUGUGAUCAUUGUGAUAGUGAUACUCAUUGUUGUGCGCAUUGUGUUAUCCAAUACCUGCUAUAAUAAUGCAGCAGUGGCGGCUGAUGCCAGGAAGUGCUCUGAGAUCGGAAGGGAUAUCCUGCAGCGCAAUGGUUCAGCAGUGGAUGCUGCUAUCGCUGCUCUGCUGUGUGUGAGUCUGGUUAAUGCUCAGAGUAUGGGCAUCGGUGGAGGACUGGUGUUCACCAUAUACAAUGCUUCAUCAGGAAAAGUGGAGACCAUUAACUCUAGAGAAACUGCUCCGAUGAGCGCUUCAGAGAACAUGUUUGGUACAAACCCAGAGAAAGCAAAACCAGGUAAACCACAGUAA